Pogoniulus pusillus (Red-fronted tinkerbird) is the source of this 2672-nucleotide messenger RNA. RefSeq names its product interleukin 17 receptor C (gene IL17RC). The transcript has 17 exons. The record is from RefSeq and is a predicted model, not a curated record. Gene Ontology annotation, molecular function: interleukin-17 receptor activity. The coding region runs from base 100 to 2649 and encodes 849 amino acids. Lineage: Eukaryota; Metazoa; Chordata; Aves; Piciformes; Lybiidae.
UGUCAGCUGUGCCGGCGCUCGGGUGGUGGCCCGCGGGAGGAGGGCACCACACAGUGCCCCACUGCAGUGCCGAGGGUGAAGGCACACAGCCCAUCCUGUAUGGCCACCCCACUGCGUCCUGCUGUUCGCGCCGGCCUGGGCACCGUGCCCAGGGCACGGUGGAGCAGGGGCUGGCUCUGUGCCCCAGCCGUAGGACCACUCUCAUCCCCGCAGGGCUGCUCUGGUUCCCAUGGGGCUGCCCUGUUCUCCGCUCGGGCUCGAACGAAGCUUCGCGGUGGUGCCGGCGUGCCGAGCCCGUCCGCGGCUCGGUGCGGGAGCAGGAGCGGGAGGCCCCACCCCGGGGCGGUCACCGACGCCGCGCUAGGACCCGGGUGUCCGGGAUCGGAGCAGGAAGAGGGAGCCGGCGGCGGUGGCGGGGCCUGGGGAGCCGGGAGCGGGGCCCUGGGGAGCGGACGGCGUGGGGCCGGGGUGCCUGGCGGCCCCGGCCCCGCCAUGCAGCUGCUGGGGCAGCUCCUGCUGGGGCUGGGGCUGGUGGCGGGUGGACGUGCAGCUCCCCACGACACCCUGGCCUGCUCUCAGGGCCUCACCUGUCGUCUCCUGGACACCGACGUACUGUGUGGCAUGGUGCCCCCCGGACCCACCCACGGCCUGGCCCUAUCUCAGCUGCAGCUGGAGCCGGCGCUGCGCUGCAGCAGGUCCGCGGGCUGCUCGCCCUGCCUGGAGGCACGCUUGCGCCUGGCACUGCCGGCUGGCAUCAGCGCCGGUGAGCCCUACCUCCCGGUGCCAUCCAGCAUCCCUAGAGCAGAGGAUGGUGGUGAAGCAGGACAGUGGUCUCCAGUGGGUAGGGCCACCUCGUAUCAGCCUAACAUCACGGGGCUGCUGCUGCUCUUCGGGCACUCAUACACCUCCUCCCGCUGCGUGGUCGUGGAGGUACAGGCGACCCCGACUCCUGCACUGCCUGGACAACCCCUGGGCUGGGUGACCUUCCAGUGCUUUGAGGCACCACUGGGCUCGGAGCUCCACGUGAUAGCAUACUCCAACUCACACCAGAGGCUGAGCCAGCGUCAGCGGGUGCCAGACUGCUCGUGGCCCAUUGCACAGGAUGCCGUCCCUCAGUGCCAAGUCCCAAGGCUGCAGGUCUCCUCAGGGCCAAAGGAGGUGGUUGUGAUGGUGCAGGGGACCACAGCAGGACACCGCUACACUCUCCGGCUCUACUACAACCAGAGCCGUGGCACCAGUGAGACAGGUCAUGCAGUGACCGCAAGCAAUCCCAUGAACUACAGCGUGCCGGCCAGCAAGGUGCUGCCCUGCCUCUGCCUGCAGGUCUGGCCAGAGACCCAGGACCCACUGCGGACCACCCUGUGCCCAUUUUCCCAUGAUGCUGAGGCCUGGGAGCGUCUAUGGGCACGCAGCCAGCUGGUCCUGCACACCACUGGGCAGGCGCUGAGCUGUUCCCUCUUGUCCCCCUGCGAUCUCUCAGCUGAGCUGGUGCCCUGCUGGCAGCCAGUGUCUUCUGAGUCCUGUCAGGCCCUGCCUGGCCUGCAGCAGCCUGCUGUUGGGCAGGAACCUCAGGAGUUUGGAGGGCUGCGGCCGCACCCCAACCUCUGCAUACAGGCGUGGAGUGGCGGGCAAGUCCAGCUGACCCAGUGCCUGCGGGACCGAGCACUGCCCGGCCACCCUGAUGACGUGCUGCUGCUGGAGCAUGGUGGGAACACCAGUGCCUCACUGUGUGCCCUGGAGCAAGGUGCCUGUACCCUCCUCUCCAGCUUCGCCAGCAUGGGAGUGGGGCAUCCUGGACUGCUGGAGCAGGAGCUGCAGCGGGACGUGGCAGAGGGGCAGUGCAGGCAGAUCUGGCACUCCGAGAACAGCACCACUGUCAGGCUGUGGGCCUGUCCACUGCACAAGUACCUGCGCACUCGCUGGGCACUGGCAUGGAUGGGAGUGUUGCUGGGGGCCGCCAGCCUUCUGCUUCUGUUCCUGUUGAAGAAGGAGGAUGUGAAAGGCUGGCUGAAGUCCCUGAGGGCUGGCUACAGCUCUGAGGGCCCGCUGCGAGGCAGGCGGUUGCUGCUGCUGCAUGCUGCGGAGCCAGUGGCAGAGCGGGCAGUGUGCGCCUUGAUGGCAGCUCUGCACCCGCUGGGGCUGACGGUGGCAGCAGCACCAGGAGGUGGCAGCGGGGUAGCAGCGCUGGGGCCGCUACCUUGGCUGCAUGCCCAACACCAGCGAGCACUGCGUGAUGAUGACACCAUUGUCUUCCUGCUCUCCCCGGCGGCUGUGGCUGCUGCAUAUCGGUGGGAUGCUGAGGCCAGGACUAUGUCAGGGACUGGGGAUGCCGAAAGUGUCCCCAGCCUCUGGCACGGCGCUGGCCUCAAUGAUGUCUCCACUGUAGCACCGUGUGAGGCAUUUGCAGCAGCUCUGUCCUGCGCCAUGCCGGCACUGGCAUCAGGCAAUGGACGCUAUGUGGUGGUCCGGCUGGAGACUUUGGUGCCGGUGGUGCCAUUGGCACUGCAGGCAGCCCCUACCUUUGCCUUGCCCAGCGAGAUGGGGGCGUUCCUGUGGGCACUGGCAGGACCAGGUCAACGGCAGGGCCGGCAGCUGGAGCCCUACGUGGCUGCGGUGGCUAAGGGGCUGCAGCAGGCCUUGGGGGAAUAAAGCACUGAUGGUGACUUUGCCAA